This is a messenger RNA of Eimeria mitis, 1908 nucleotides long. RefSeq lists its product as uncharacterized. The transcript has 4 exons. NCBI's taxonomy places the organism in Eukaryota, Apicomplexa, Conoidasida, Eucoccidiorida, Eimeriidae. The record is from RefSeq and is a predicted model, not a curated record. The coding region runs from base 1 to 1908 and encodes 635 amino acids.
AUGCCGCCAGGGGGGCCCCCCCCUGCUGCUCCUCCUCCUGUUAUAGGGUACCCUUCUCCUUUCUUUCCUAUGGGGCCCUUCGUGGGGGCCCCCCCAAGGGGGCCCCCCCUCAUCCUUGCUGGGCCAGGUAGGCCUUCGCCGCUGCCUCUGCCUCCUGCAGCAGCAGCAGCAGGAGCAGCAGCACCACCACCAGCAGCGCCACCAACUGAACCUCUUAUUCUUUCUCCUCCUCGCAGCAACAAUACAGACCAUGCAGCAACUCCUACUGCAGCAGACGUCGCGAGGGGCCCUGAUGCUGUGCUGCCUCCAAGCAGCAGCAGCAGCAGCAGCAGCAGCAGCAGCCAUGCGGAGGGUGCUGCAGCAGCUGCUGCAGGGGAUCCAUCUGCUGCUGCUGCUGCUGCUGAUGGCGGUGCAGCAGCAGAUGAUGCCCCUCCACCAGACAGUAUAGAAGCAGCAGCAGCAGCUUAUGCUGCAGCGCAGCAGAAGAAGUUGCAGCAGCAGCAGCAAGGGGGUGCGGGACCUGCUGCAGCAGGUGCUUCUCCUGUUGCUGCUGCUGCAGCAGCAGGAGCACCCUGGGGGGGCCCCCCUGGCAGCAGCCAUUGGGGUUCAGGUCCUAUGGGUUUAUGCAUGGUGGGGGGCCCCCCUCAGUAUUUCCCUGUGGGUGGGGUACCGCAUGCAAUGGGGGCCCCCAUGGGGGCCCCCAUGGGGCCCCCCAUGGGGCCCCCGGGGGGCCCCCCUAUGAUGAUGCAGGGGGCCCCCAUGAUGCAGCCAGGAGGAGGGUUCUUCAUGGGGGGCCCCGGGCCCAUGGGGCCCCCCCACAGCAACGAGCAGCAGCAGCAGCAGCAGCAGCAGCAGCAGCAGCAGCAUGAAGGACAAGAUACAACACCUAAACACCCACCCCCUCCUCUUGGUGGUGUUACUAUAUUGCCUCCUGCUGGCAUGCAGCAGCAGCAGCAGCAGCAGCAGCAGCAGCAGCAGCAGCAGCUUCACCACCCCCACCAGCAACCACCUCCUCACCCACCGCAGCCCCCGCAUCCUCAUCCACAUGUGCUGCAGCAGCAGCAGCACCACCUGCAGCAGCAGCACCACCACCACCUGCAGCAGCAGCAGCAGCAGCAGCAACCACCACAACCACCCCAGCCCCCUCAUCCUCCCCCCCACCUGCAUCUGCAGCAGCUGUCACCGCAGCAGCAGCAGCAGCAGCACCAGCAGCAGCUGCUGCUGCAGCAGCAGCAAGGAGGUUUACGCAGUACCCUCGGCUCCCCCUCACACAUGGGGGGCCCCCAAAUACUGAGGCCCCCGAGGCCCCCCCCUCCUGCUGCUGCUAUGGAUGGGCACAGCAGCAUGCAGCAGCAGAUUGCAGUAGCAAGAGAAGCAGCAGCAGCAAUAGGCAGCAGCAGCAGCAGCAGCAGCAGCGGCUGGGGUGCAGCAGCAGCAGGCACAGUACCCCCACCACCCCCCCCUGUACCACCCCCAGCUCCUGGCAGCAGCAGCAGCAGCAGCAGCAGCAGCAGCUCGGGGGUUGGUGCUCGCAUGCAGCAGCAGGAAGCAGCAACAGGAGCAGCAGCAAGUGGACAGACGCAGACAGGGAAUGCAGCAGCAGGAAGACCCUCGAUGUCGCCUGCUGCUGCUGCUGCUGCUGCUGCUGCUGCUGCUCUUGCUGCUGCAGCAUUGGCUGCACGCAGAAAGGGAGAUGCAGCAGCAGAAGCAGCAAGACAGCAAGCAGCAGCAGCAGCAGCACAGGUUGAAGCAUCUGUGUUGGGCCAGCAGCAGCAGCAGCAGCAGCAGCAGCAGCAGCAGCAGCGGAGUCACCCACGGCUGCCUGCAAGUGUAAUAGCAGCAGCAGAAGCAGCAAAAGCAGCAGCAGCUAAAAUAUCUGCUGCUAUGGCCAGCAACCUGAAGCCUUGA